CUGUGCUUCGCGUGUUGUUUGAGGUGGAAAAAUAGACAUGCCAGACUUUUGACCUGAAAACCCAGAAAUGGCGUCGCAAAAUCGUGUAAAUGGUCCCGAUUCUCUUCCUGCUAACGGCACAGAACAGCAACGGGCGGACUUAUUUCAAAACCUUGAGAAGCUUAUUGCCUCAGCCGUUUCAAUAUGCAGAUUAGACGGUUCUGUCCAAUGUCAAAUUGGCGGGUUAAUAACAGUUAUCGAAGAGCUCCAAAGACUCCUUCGUCACAGCUUUGCAGAAAUCAGAAGAUUGGAACGAAAUCUAGAAGAUCAAGAACACACAUUCACUAAUAACAUCACAAAUCUACACUAUCAUGUUAAUGAAGUGCAAGCAACUGUGGAAUCUUUAGAAUGUGAUUUUGAAGAAGCUCAGAGGUCAAGAGAAACAAGCAGUGCUAUUGAGCAAUGCAGUCAAAAUGAAACAGAACCUGAUGAUUCAUCACAAAUCUCUUUAAUGGAAGAAAGUUAUGGCUAUGGCGAAGAAUUAGAUGGUGGAUCUAUACCAAAUAAUGUAAACUAUCCAUUGGAAAACACAGCUUCGAGUGAGAAAGAUGAAGGACUUAUCACCAUGCCAGAUUCAGACACUACAAUGGAUGUUACCAAUGAAACUGCCAAAAGUACGAAUCAAACAUCACUGGGUGGUGAAGAUGCUGUGACAGAUGAUGUGAAAGAUUACGUAAAAGAGGAUGUGAAAGAUGAUGAGAAAGAUGAUGAGAAAGAUGGUGUAAAAGAUGAUGUAAAUGAUGAUGUAAAAGAUGAUGUGAAAGAUGAUGUUAAAGAUGAUGAGAAAGGUGCUGAAAAAGGUGUUAACAAUAGCCAAGGUCCAUUGCCAAGUCUGGAUAAAGAAGCUGAGGUGAAAGAGGACAAAAAAAGGGCUGACAAUUGCGAAAAACCGUUGCCAAGUUUGGACAAAGACGUGGUUGAAAAAGAAAGUGAAAGAAGUUCUGACAAUGGCCAGGUAUCUUCGCUAUGUCCCAAUGACGAAACUGGCGAGGAGGACAAUGGAAUUGGUGCCAGAAAUGAUCCUAUACCAUCAAUUGUAAAUGGAGGUACGAACGAACUAGAAGAAUCACACGAAAUACCAUCAUCAUCAUCGCCACCCUUACAGCAGGAGAACAACAAUAUAUCAACAUCACCGGACAAAGAAACUGGUACGAGUACAAGUUCAGAGCGGGAAAAUGCACUUCGUGUACUCCGAAGUAACACUAAUAACAAGUCGGAUAGCCAAGAGCAAGUCACAUCCGAUAAGAAAACCAACCGUUCUUUCAGCAAUAGAUUUGAGGCGAUAGAAACUCGUUCAAGUUCAUCUACGAGUAAAGAUCGGCAAGUCUAUUCCACAAGCCCAUUUGUAAUCAGAAAGUCACCGAAAAUACAAAGUUCAAAAACAUUCCAAAGCAACUCAUCGCCGAAAACAAGUCCUACCAAACAGGUUUUUCAUAGAAGUCCUGUGAAAAACCAAAGAAGCCAACCGCGUGGCCAGUUAUAUCAAAGAAGCCUGACUAAACAAAAUACAUCGAAAAUUACAAAAAAGAGUAUGAUGUCAAGAGAAUCGUCGAGUAAAAUGGCGCUGGUGAGCAAGAUAGAAAGGAAAAGCCCUGUUGGCGUCAAACUUUCUCGAAAAGGUCCAGAUAGCGGCUCCAAAAAGACCACAAAGAUUAUCGCAAAAUCACAUGUUAAAACUAAAAACAGUCCAUUAAAGCAAAGAAGCGUUGUUAGCAAACGUCCAGCAAGCCCAACCAACGCAACAACAGACAAAGAUUCGAAACGAGCCAGUGAGAGUUUUUCGAAAGAAACCGAGCAAAAAGAUUCUAUGUCUAAGAAAGUAUCCUCAAAGCCUUCAAAUGAAAACCCGAUGGACAAAUAUAUUGAUUUGGAUUUUCUCUUAAACGCGAACCAACUAAUGAGUGAACUGGUGACGGACUCCAGUAGAGAGGAAGGGACAUUAGACACUGCAUCUGAGGCUGAAAGACGACAUAUUGUCGAAUUAGCGAAGCUGUAUCGACUUCGAUUACGAAUGGCAGCCAAGGAGGGCGAUCUCCCUGUGGCGUUGAUAAAGGGUCGCGAGUCAUCCCUACCGAAGCCAGGUCAAGUCGACAGGCUGUUGCACAAAAUGACUCGUGCAAUGGUGAUCAAAACACAGAUCGCAAAAUCGAAAGAGUCUGCAAAGAAGCACAAGCUAAGCGGAAACAGGCGAAGUAUGGCAAGUCCUGCGAAGAAGAAAAGAGAUUAGACAUUUAGAAGUUCAAAAAAUUACACAUUGAUAUUUGUUGAUAAACUGAUAACAUACGUUUAAACGCAUGCGCAAAGUUGAAUAAUGCAAGGAUAUUUUAAGUGCAAAUAGUCAAUGAAGAAACACUAACAUACCCAAUCGGGCGCUUUGAUAUACUAGAAAAAUAGAAUAGACGAUUCAUUUAAUUUGUACAGAGAGAACUUUUAGAGAAGUCUUUGAACUUUAAAGAUGGUACUUUUAAUAUUGUAGUGGGCUUGAGAUUAUGUUUAUAGCGUAUGGUUUUUAAUCCAAACGCUUGUUUAAAUAUCUUGUAGUUGCUAUAAAUAAAGUACAGU
Messenger RNA from Dendronephthya gigantea, 2601 nucleotides. RefSeq names its product eisosome protein SEG2-like. Bases 68 to 2266 code for a protein of 732 amino acids. NCBI's taxonomy places the organism in Eukaryota, Metazoa, Cnidaria, Anthozoa, Malacalcyonacea, Nephtheidae. The transcript has 5 exons. The record is from RefSeq and is a predicted model, not a curated record.